AUGCCAGCAGCCUCUGGAAAGAGAUUCAAACCCAGCAAGUACGUCCCGGUCUCCGCUGCUGCCAUCUUCCUAGUGGGAGCCACCACCCUCUUCUUCGCCUUCACGAUGGUGGUGAUGUGCGUGGCCGGGCUGUUCUUCAUUCCCGUCGCUGGCCUGACGGGGUUCCACGUGGUGCUCGUGGCCAGGGGCCGCACUACCAACGAACAGGUAACAGGCAAGUUCCGUGGGGGUGUCAACCCCUUCACCAACGGUUGUUGUAAGAACGUCAGCCGGGUCCUCUGCAGCUCCCCGGCCCCCAGGUACCUUGGGCGCCCGAAGGCCGAGCAGACGGUGCUGGUGAGACCCCCCUUCCUGCGGCCCGAGGUGUCGGAUGGUCAGAUCACUGUCAAGAUCAUGGACAACGGUAUCCAGACAGAGCUGAAGAGGACGAAGUCCAAGGGGAGCCUGGAAGUGACGGAGAGCCAGUCUGCUGACGCCGAGCCGCCACCCCCACCUAAGCCCGACCUCAGCCGCUACACGGGCCUGAGGACACACUUAACCCUGGCCACCACCGAGGGCUCGCUGCGUCCUGCCUCUGGGGCAGAGGAGCCCUGGCCCAGCCUCAGCCUGGCUCUGUGGGCUCAGGGUGCUGUCCCUGCAGUGUUUCUGAUGACUUGCAAGCCCCCUCUGUACAUGGGCCCCGAAUACAUCAAGUACUUCAGCGACAAGACCAUCGAUGAGGAGCUGGAGAGGGACAAGCGGGUGACGUGGAUCGUGGAGUUCUUCGCUAACUGGUCCAGUGAGUGCCAGUCCUUCGCCCCCAUCUUCGCCGACCUCUCUCUCAAGUACAAUUGCCAGGGGCUGCAGUUUGGGAAGGUGGACGUGGGCCGGUACACGGACGUCAGCACCAGGUACAAAGUCAGCACCUCGCCCCUCACCAAGCAGCUGCCCACCCUCAUCCUGUUCCAGGGGGGCACGGAGAUCAUGCGGCGGCCGCAGAUCGACAAGAAGGGCCGGGCCGUGUCCUGGACCUUCUCUGAGGAGAACGUGAUCCGGGAGUUCAACCUCAACGAGCUCUACCAGAAGGCCAAGAAGCAGUCGAAGCCGCGGGAGGAGGGGCCCGAGGAGGCCCCGCCCGCGCCCGCAGCCGCCGGGCACCCCGAGGGGGAGACCAAGAAGGACAAGUAGAAGCUGCCCUGCGCUGUCGCCCAUCACCACGCCGCCAUCACCCUGGUGGCACCGGCCUCGCCCGGCCCUG
This is a messenger RNA of Manacus vitellinus (golden-collared manakin), 1237 nucleotides long. It is a transcript of the gene TMX2, whose product is annotated as thioredoxin related transmembrane protein 2. The transcript has 10 exons. Gene Ontology annotation, molecular function: palmitoyltransferase activity. The record is from RefSeq and is a predicted model, not a curated record. Gene Ontology annotation, biological process: protein palmitoylation. NCBI's taxonomy places the organism in Eukaryota, Metazoa, Chordata, Aves, Passeriformes, Pipridae. The coding region runs from base 1 to 1167 and encodes 388 amino acids.